AUGACGAAGCCGAAGGUCUAUGUGGUUGGAGUUGGAAUGACCAAGUUCUGCAAGCCGGGAUCCGUUAAUUGGGAUUAUCCUGACAUGGUCAAGGAAGCCGUUAAUGCUGCCCUUGAUGAUUGCGGUCUCAAAUAUGAGGAUGUUCAACAGGCCACCGUUGGCUAUUUGUACGGAGGAACCUGCUGCGGACAACGCGCUCUUUAUGAGGUCGGACUCACCGGAAUCCCAAUUUUCAACGUGAACAACGCCUGCGCUUCGGGAUCGUCGGGAUUGUUCUUGGGUAAACAGAUCAUUGAAAGCGGAAACGCCGACGUCGUGUUGUGCUCGGGAUUCGAGAAGAUGGCUGGCGGAUCACUCGAAAAACUUCAGCAACCCAUCGAUGAUCGAGCCAUUCCAAUCGAUAAGCAUAUUGAGGUCAUGAAUGAUACUUAUGGACUUCAACCAGCUCCAAUCACAGCUCAAAUGUUUGGCAACGCCGCUCUUGAACACAUGGAGAAAUAUGGCUCAAAACGCGAACAUUAUGCCAAAAUUGCUUACAAAAAUCACAAGCAUUCUGUGCAUAAUCCAAAAUCGCAAUUCACCAAAGAAUUCUCGCUUGAUCAGGUAAUCAAUGGUCGUAAAAUCUAUGAUUUUAUGGGACUAUUGGAAUGCAGUCCGACUUCUGAUGGAGCUGCUGCUGCGAUUCUGGUGUCUGACAAAUACCUCGAGAAGAAUCCGCGUCUUAAGGCGCAAGCCGUUGAAAUUGUCGGAUUGAAACUCGGCACCGACCUUCCAUCGGUGUUCCAGGAGAAAUCCAACAUCAAAAUGUGCGGAUUCGACAUGAUCGAGAAAAUCUCGCGAGAGCUUUUCCGCGAAACUCGUCUCACCCCAAAUGAUGUGAAUGUCAUUGAACUGCAUGACUGUUUUGCUCCAAAUGAGUUGAUCACUUAUGAGGCGAUCGGAUUAUGCCCAGUCGGUCAGGGACACCACAUUGUUGACCGCGGUGACAAUACGUAUGGCGGAAAGUGGGUGAUCAACCCAUCCGGCGGUCUCAUUUCCAAGGGACACCCAAUUGGUGCAACCGGGGUUGCGCAAGUCGUCGAGCUCAGCAAUCAAUUGCGCGGUCGUUGCGGAAAGAGACAAGUGCCGAAUUGCAAACUCGCGAUGCAACAUAACAUUGGAAUCGGAGGAGCUGGAGUCGUCGGAUUGUAUCGUCUCGGUUUCCCGGAACAAGCAAAAUCGAAACUCUAA
Molecule: messenger RNA, 1230 nt
Organism: Caenorhabditis bovis
Lineage: Eukaryota; Metazoa; Nematoda; Chromadorea; Rhabditida; Rhabditidae
Source: the annotation of a GenBank genome assembly